Messenger RNA from Eupeodes corollae, 1201 nucleotides. It is a transcript of the gene Coq3, whose product is annotated as ubiquinone biosynthesis O-methyltransferase, mitochondrial. Gene Ontology annotation, molecular function: 2-methoxy-6-polyprenyl-1,4-benzoquinol methyltransferase activity. The record is from RefSeq and is a predicted model, not a curated record. The transcript has 5 exons. Gene Ontology annotation, biological process: ubiquinone biosynthetic process. Lineage: Eukaryota; Metazoa; Arthropoda; Insecta; Diptera; Syrphidae. Bases 195 to 1082 code for a protein of 295 amino acids.
ACGUUCAUCGCUAUCAGCUGAUGGGCGAUAUGCACAACAACACCAACAUAACAAAUUUACUUAGUUCAUCCACCGGCUCCAAAAUAAAAUAUAGCAAGAAAGUGUGAUAAAUUAAUUAAAACAAAAUCCAUUCAUUCAUAAUUAUUACAAAUUCUUUAAAAUCUAACUAUAACCAAAACUACCAAGUUUUAACAAUGUCCAUAAGCCUGUUAUCGCCUCUCAAAAAUGCUGUCGCUGGCAGAAGAAUUAUACAAUUCCAAUUGCGAUUCCUUUCACAACAAGCACCACCACCCAAACCAGAGAAUAUCCAAAAUCCAAAUGGAACAUCAACGACAAACCUUGAAGUGGAACAUCAUUCAAGAUUAGCAUCCGAAUGGUGGAACAAAGUUGGCACCCUGAAAGGACUUCAUGCCAUGAAUGCAAUAAGAGUUCCCUUUGUUCGUGAUGGGAUUGUAGCCGCUGCAAAAGUUGAUUCCGAACUUCAACACACAACAAAAGUUCUAAAGGACAAACAAAUUUUGGAAGUUGGUUGUGGUGGUGGGAUUUUCACCGAAAGUCUUGCUCGACUUCAUGCCAAUAUUACGGCCAUCGACUUAAGUGAUGAAUUAAUCAAAGUUGCUAAACACCAUCUCAACGAAUGUAGUCCAGAGUUAAGUUCGAGAAUUGAGUAUAGAAUGGAACCACUCGACAUACAUGUCAUGGAUAAUUUAGAAAAAUACGAUGCAGUUGUCAUUUCCGAAGUAAUCGAACACAUCGAUAAUAAGCCGGAUUUUCUUACAUCCUGUGUUGAUUGUCUUAAACCUGGAGGAUCCUUAUUCAUAACAACUUUAAAUCAAACCCCAGUUAUGUGGGUGACUGGUAUAAUUUUGGCAGAAUAUGUCCUCAAUCUUGUACCUAAAGGAACUCAUCACUGGGAAAAGCUGAUUACCCCUAAAGAAUUGAUAAAAAUAUUAAAUGCUUUGAAUUGUGAUACGGUCAUGUUGAAAGGAUGCAUUUACGAAUUCUGGUCAAAUAAAUGGCAAUGGAUUCCUAUUGAUGAUUUUUCAUAUGCGUUACAUGCAAUUAAGUCGGAGAAGUCAUAAGUCAGUUGUUUGUAAGGAUGCGCAUAACAUUUUAGUUUUGUAAGGAAUUUUAUUUUGUGGAUGUUCUUGAAAUAUAUUAUUUAUAGUUUUUGCGAUAGAGUCUUGAAUUAAAGUUUAAA